Molecule: messenger RNA, 2963 nt
Organism: Grus americana (Whooping crane)
Lineage: Eukaryota; Metazoa; Chordata; Aves; Gruiformes; Gruidae
Gene: EVA1B
Product: eva-1 homolog B
Exons: 2
Coding region: 1140-2507 (455 amino acids)
Source: RefSeq, a predicted model, not a curated record
AGUCAAAGUGCAGCGGGCUCCUGCCACCGCUCGCCUUCCCGCCUGCCCCCCCGGUGAGUACCAGCCACGCUGGCCCUCGGGCACCGGCACGGGGCUCAUGGCUGCAGGGGACCGCGGGGUGGACGGGGCAUCCCGAGGGACCCCGACACCCUCCCUGCUUCUGCCCAGCCCCAAUGGCCACGGUGGGGUGUCGCGGCUCUACCCCGUUGCCUGCUCGAGGUGCUCCAGUGUUGUGCCCGGGGCCGCGGGGUUUGGGGGCGCGGAGCUCGGUGCUUGGGGAUGCGAAGCUCAGGGCUCAGGGGCGCGGCGGUUGAGGAUGCAGGGCUGAGUGCCUGGGGACUCGGGGCUGGGUGCUUGGGGACUCGGAGCUUGGUGCUUGGGGACGCAGGGCUCGGGGAUGCAGGGCUGAGCGCUCUGGGGCUGUGCCCGCAGGAGCACCCCUAUCCCAGGGUGACCCCACUCUGGUGCCCCCGGGGGUCCAGGGCAGCCCCGGUCUGGCGGUGGGGACUCAGCGCUCUCCUGCCCAGCACAUAGCACCCACCGGGGCCCAGCUCCCUCUGCCUGUCCCUGCUGUCCCCGGGCUCACUCACACUCUGUGCCUGCCACAGCCCAAGGCCGUGGGCACCCAGCUCUGGGUGCUGAGCACCUCGAUGGCCCUGGAGCCAGCCCGGCGGUGCCCUCACCAGCAGCCCUGCCGCCGGCGGGGCUCUGCCCCUCCAGCCCCACAGUGGGACUGUGCAGCUCCCAGCCGGCCCCCUUGCAGGGGCUGGCAGUGGGGCUGCUCCCUGGGGAGGGCACUGGGACCCCCCCGGAGAUGCCACUGCCCGUGUUUCAGGGUGUCCCACCGAGAGGGGCUGCCCAGCCCUGGGAUGUGCGGCAGCCCCUGCAGCACUGGACUGUCCGGGGAUGGUUCUGCUGAUGUGUCACAUUUUCUGCAUUUCUUUCCUCAUUCCUCCCUCCCUGGAGCCGUUUCUGGGAAAUGAGCUUGUCCCUCGCCAGGGCCAGGCGCUGCAUCACCUCCACCCUGCGCGCUGCCCAGCCCUGCAUCCAGCCCCGUGCCCUGGGGGCCUCGGCACCCCACAGCUGAGGGGGACCCGGCCCCACAGCAGCAUUGUGGGGGGCAGUGAGGGGCCACAGGGAUGGGCAGCCAGGGCCGGUGCUCAGCUGCUUGGAGCCACACGGGUCCUGGGCAGGAGGAGGUGGGUGCUUGCCCCUGCACCCCAGCGGGGGCUCAGGCACCCCGUCCCCUCCCCAACUCCCAGGGCAGGUUCCUGUGGCUGGUCCCGCUGGGAAGGCACAGCAACAUUUCCUGGGCCAGCACCUGGCCCUCAUUCAUCCUGCUCCAGGGCUGUGGUGGGAGCUGGGGGGGGGUGUGUGGGGUGGGCGCAGGGAUCAGCCCCGGCUCAGCGGUGUUCCCUGCUGCCUGGCGGCCUUUGCACCGCGGGCCAGUCCUUGCCCCUGCGGCAAACGGCCGAGGCUGGAUCUGGGCUGGGAGCAGCACGGGGACACGCUGUCCCAGAGGGGCUGUGUGGGGAGUGCACGUGUGCCUACACGUGUGCACAGGCAGCACCAGCUCCCACGUACCCCAUGGCCCUGCCGGCGUGGGCAGGCUUGCAGGGCUGUGCUGGGACCCUGGCCCCGCUCGGCACCAAGCCCAGCCCCACGGCCCGGCCCCACGUCCUGUGCCUGGGGCUGGGGCGCGGGAUGGAAAGCCUGGCCCAGUGCCGCAGAGCCGCUUGACGCAGUGUCUUGGAGGAGCCGUAUCCGUCCUAGUCCCACAGGAAGAAUGGAGGGGCGGCGGGUGCAGGACGGCUCCGGUUUGGGACCUGGUGGGGCUCAGCCCCGUCUGGAGCAGCCCAGACUGGGUACAAGUCCCUGCUCCAGCUCGGGGCAUGGUUGCAUGCAGGAAUGGCCCGAGAGGGGACGGGGACUCUGGGGGGCUCCAGCCCCACGUUGCUCAGCCCCCGUGUCCCGCAGAUGCCAAGCACGUGCUGUCCCCAGAGACACUGAGCGUGACCAGGCGCAGGAUGGAGAGCCGCAGGCGGGACAUGGAGCUGCUGAGCAACAGCAUGGCCGCAUAUGCGCACAUCCGAGCCAACCCCGAGAGCUUUGGGCUCUACUUCGUGCUGGGCGUCUGCUUCGGGCUGGUGCUGACCCUGUGCCUGCUGGUGCUGCGCAUCUCCUGCCGGCCCGUCACACGCCCCCCGCCUUGCCCAAGGGACCUCAGCGAGGACGAGGAGGAGGAGGACGAUGAGGAGGAUGAGGAAGAGGACACUGUUGACCAUGCAGCAUCCGAGUCGCUGCUGCCAAUGACCGAGAUCCCGCUGGAGAGCCAUGGCCCUGGGGACGGAGCGCUGGCCAUCAAUGUCUUCGCCUCGGCAGAGGAGCUGGAGCGGGCACAGCGCCUGGAGGAGCGCGAGCGCAUCAUCCGUGAGAUCUGGCGCAAUGGGCAGCCCGACAUCCUGGGCACUGGUACCGGCACCCUGGGCCGUGUCCACUACUACUGAGCCCCGGCACUGGCGCAGCUGCCCCAGCACUGUGCCCAGCUCCCCCGGUCGCUCAGCCGACAACGUGCCACCCCCAGGAGCUGCCCAGGACCCGGUGUGGGGCCAGGAGACGAGAGGAUGGUGGGGAGGGGACUGCUCGCUGCCCCUGGGCUGGAGGAGCUGCUCCGGAGCAUCUCUGCACCACUGCCAGCCGGACCCGGGCACCCCCGGGGCCAGACUCACCCCCGCCGCUGCGGGACACGAUGCACUUUGAGCCAUUGGUACGACUGCUGGCACCAGCCGAGCAGCCCCAGGACCCUCCAGGGACGAGGACAAGGCAGACCUUGCCUGGCUCGGCCGUGGGCGCUGGCCCCAGAGACUCGGCAUGGGAGGGAGACCCAACCCUGUGGGUCACGGGCCGUUUGUCUGUGUAAGCUGUGGGGUCCUGCCCCAGAAACAUGGUGCUGUUAUAGACUA